Ilex paraguariensis (yerba mate) is the source of this 1866-nucleotide messenger RNA. NCBI's taxonomy places the organism in Eukaryota, Viridiplantae, Streptophyta, Magnoliopsida, Aquifoliales, Aquifoliaceae. The record is from the annotation of a GenBank genome assembly.
AUCUCUCUUCAUGUUCUGCAAACAUACUGAAACACGCACACUUAUACAAACCCACAAACACAUAUUUUCACGCCCACAACCAGAUUCACACACAGAGACAAAAUCCACCUAUACACACGCACACAUUCACAGAGAGAUUUGCCCCCCCUCACACACAGAGGGUCACGCACGGACACACUCGCACCCUCAGUUGGAUACUGACAGUGCUUUGCCAAUUUGUAGGGUUUUGGUGAUUUUGGGUUUAGGUAUAGAAUCAGUUCAUCAGUGGCAGGCAGAGGUAAGAUUUCCAUCUUACCUGGAAAUCUUAGAGCUGCAUAAAGCCUCCUUUUACUCCUCGUUCUUGCUUUCAAAGACGCUGCUGGUAAAAGAAAGGCUUUUUCAACAUCACUGCUGCAAAUCUUUGGAUAAUAACAACGAUGGCAGGUGGACAAUCGGAAAGAGAAGACAGAGUCUCAUUGGAACUCACUGAAGAAAUCCUUCAAAGCAUGGAAGUAGGCAUGGCGUUUCGAGAUUAUAAUGGUAGGAUCAGUUCAAUGGAUUUCCAUAGAACAUCAAGUUUUCUGGUGACUGCUAGUGACGAUGAAUCCAUUCGCCUGUACGAUGUCACCAAUGCAACAUGUCUGAAGACAAUUAAUAGCAAAAAGUAUGGAGUGGAUUUAGUUUGCUUUACUUCGCAUCCCACAACUGUCAUAUACUCUUCGAAGAAUGGUUGGGAUGAAUCGCUGCGGCUUCUUUCAUUGCAUGACAACAAGUAUUUGCGGUACUUCAAGGGUCACCAUGACAGGGUUGUCUCUCUCAGCAUGUGCUCUCGAAAAGAAUGUUUCAUCUCUGGUUCUCUUGAUCGCACUGUUUUGCUUUGGGAUCAAAGAGCUGAAAAAUGCCAGGGUCUUUUACGUGUUCAAGGAAGGCCAGCUACUGCUUAUGAUGAUCAGGGCCUUAUCUUUGCUAUUGCUUUUGGAGGAUACAUAAGAAUGUUUGAUGCUCGCAAUUAUGAAAAGGGCCCUUUUGACAUAUUUUCUGUUGGGGGAGAUAUGUCUGAUGCAAAUAUAAUCAAAUUCAGCAACGAUGGGAGACUUGUACUUUUGACAACUACAGAUGGGCAUAUUCACGUGCUUGAUUCAUUUCGUGGGACACUUUUAUGGACAUACAAUGUCAAACCAGUUUCGAGCAAUUCCACUUUGGAGGCAUCUUUCAGCCCUGAGGGAAUGUUUGUAAUAUCAGGUUCAGGUGAUGGUAAUGUCUAUGCCUGGAGUGUUCGUAGUGGCAAAGAAGUGGCCAGCUGGACGAGUACUGAAACUGAACCUCCGAUCAUAAAAUGGGCUCCAGGAAAUCUAAUGUUCGUUACUGGUUCUUCUGAAUUAUCGUUUUGGAUUCCAGACUUGUCCAAAUUGUCAGCUUAUGUCGGAAGAAAAUAGAAAUUUCCACUGGGAACACCCUCAUGAUUUGUGGUGUGGCAUAGUAGAAAGGAACAACAAAAUAACAAGUUCAAGGCACAUGUGCUUUGUAUCUUUUGAUGAAAUGCAUCUUUUAAAAGAGAAGAGACAGUGGUCAAACAUGCCCUAUAUACCGUAAGUUAUACCUGCUGCUUUGAGAAGCUGCUUCUUAAAUCUCGACGAUAUAGCUGCCGACUAUGGUGGAUUAUGCUGCAUCAUAAUCUUCUUCAAAAGCAGCACAAGCAGUCCAGUCGGUGCAGCAGCUGCAGUAUGCUCUGGGCAAGAAUUUUUGGCUGCUGCUAAGGAACCUGGUUCAUGCGAUGCAGUUUACUCAUUUUUCUUUUUUGGGAUUUUCCUCUACUUUGUUGGAUUGAGUUAAAAAACAGUGACUACAAAAGAUUUCGAUUCAGAUCAAACUUGUGGCUGACUAUAU